CACCCGCCAAUCUCCCCACGGGCCCACGGCCGACACGCACGAUAAUAAACCGGGACGCUGCUCUCCGUCUACACCGCUGGCUGCCACUUGCGCAAGCUCAACUAGCAAUUGUGUCGACAUGAGCCAACAAAGAAAACAACAAUGUGAACGGGAAAAACGAAAAAAAAGGAAGCAUACUUGCGUGUGCGCGUUACCAUUGCUCGUGUGUAAUUUGCUGGUUAUUGCUUCUUCCCCAGUUUCAUUCCCACUCCAUCUCCACGUCAAUAUCGAUGCACCCCACAUACAAACCCCCCCUUCUCCCGCAAACAGGGAAAUAGAGAAAUUGGCAGAACCCAUCGAUCCGCCGUCCCCCCAAAUGCACGACAUUUUUUUGUUGUCCAACAGCUUUUCAGCACCUGCACAUACACGUACAAGCAUUCGUCUAAAUUGUCGUAACCUUGGAACGGGGUUUCGGCUAGUCAUGCCGGCUCCAGACUUCACAUGGAGACGAUAACCUCCAGAACUUAGCUCACCAUCAUAGUAAACACUCUGUGUACCCCCAUGCGCUGGUUCCAGACUAAAGCACCUUUCCAAAUGGCCAUUUUCAUCACCCCGUCCCCGUCGGUCGUCUAGGUGAAGUCGAAUCAAAACGCUGUUAAACGGGCAGUUCAAGGACACAAAUGCUCCGUUCCCGUUUUGCGUUUCGGGGUCGCUGGAGAUCCGGUUCUUGCUCUCCAUAACGCUGGCCAAGGUUGACGUGUCGACAUCCUGAUAUCCGU
Periconia digitata is the source of this 758-nucleotide messenger RNA. The record is from the annotation of a GenBank genome assembly. Lineage: Eukaryota; Fungi; Ascomycota; Dothideomycetes; Pleosporales; Periconiaceae.